UAUUUAACAGAUCAGAUAUGCGUCAUCGACAUGGGCGAAUCUUUCCAAAUUUCGUCGCCUCCUGAGGACCUGGGCAUCCCUGAGAACUACUUACCGCCCGAGUUCCUGUUAGAUGAGGAGAUAGCUAUCGGUCCGGCCUGCGACAUAUGGGCACUCGGGUGCACAUUGUUCGAAAUCCGGGAACAGAUUCCACUCUUCUACAUGAUUUUCGACAAGGAUGAACUGCUGGCAGAGAUGGUUCGUUUUUUCGGCAAACCACCGCAGAUGUGGUGGGAUAAGUGGCAGGCGCGACAUAACUUCUUUGAUGAGCAGGGGACAUGGCUUCAGAAUCAAAGUGAUCAAGAGGAGUGGUCACUGGAAGUGGCAUUAAGCAAGCCUUUGGAGGUUUUCCAGCCGGGCGGAAGUCUCACCGGGACAGCAAAGAAGACUUUGAUUAUGUCUAAGGUGGAGCAGGAACUAAUGGCGGAUAUUUUAUAUAAGCUGUUUUGCUACGAUCCUGAAAAGCGUCUCAGAGUUGAGGAGAUUGUGGCUCAUAAGUGG
This is a messenger RNA of Cryphonectria parasitica EP155, 540 nucleotides long. Its product is annotated as kinase-like protein. The annotation marks the transcript as partial. Gene Ontology annotation, molecular function: ATP binding; protein kinase activity. The record is from RefSeq and is a predicted model, not a curated record. Gene Ontology annotation, biological process: protein phosphorylation. The transcript has a single exon. NCBI's taxonomy places the organism in Eukaryota, Fungi, Ascomycota, Sordariomycetes, Diaporthales, Cryphonectriaceae.